Molecule: messenger RNA, 714 nt
Organism: Enterobius vermicularis (human pinworm)
Lineage: Eukaryota; Metazoa; Nematoda; Chromadorea; Rhabditida; Oxyuridae
Source: the annotation of a GenBank genome assembly
AUGAAUCUUCGAUCGUUGUUAUUCUUAGCUCUCCCUGGAAUUGUUUGUCAAGCUGAAUUGUUCAGCACGACCUGUGAAAAUCGUCCAGAUCAAUUGUCCGCCUGGUCAAAAUGUGUGAUACCGAAUGGUAAUUUGGGUGAUGCAAUUACGAGUUUUUUGCGCGAUGUCAAAGAGCAUGGCUGCAAGUUACCACCAAAAAAAGCAAUUCGAUUUGGCUUAAGCUUUCUCAGAAAUCAUACCUCAUACUUGGACCACCCACUAUACAAGCGGAUACCGGCAGAAAAUUGUGGUAACUGUGGUCGACGUGUUAGAUGUUGCAAGCUUGCCAAGUCAUUUUUGUCACAAAGCUACCAAUCAGAAAUGUGCCCCGGAUAUUCUCAUGCUUGUGCCGUGGAACCGUUGACCCAAAAAGAUAUCGACGAGUUGACGAGUUACUACCCACAAACUCAAUUUGUCGAGGCAGUACCACCAAAAGAUGGAUGCGAUGUAUCCGGCUACGUAAAAGCAGAACUUAAAAUCCUCUCCUCUGGCCCAGCAUUCCGCUACGUUGAGCCGUUGUUAUGUCAAGUAAUAGGAACGAAGUUGCCAUCUGUAAACUGUAUACGUCAUGGUAACAAGUGCUACUGUUGUUGUAUAGCACACACUCCUACUAAAGAUGGGACAUGUGUCCCCGCUAAAUCUAUUGACAGCGAGCUCACAUGUAAAAAAAAUUAA